This is a messenger RNA of Diabrotica balteata, 894 nucleotides long. The record is from the annotation of a GenBank genome assembly. Lineage: Eukaryota; Metazoa; Arthropoda; Insecta; Coleoptera; Chrysomelidae.
AUGUUAGCUACAGGAGGUGCUCCUCUGAUAAAGCCAGAGCGUGAUGGAGUGCUAGAGUUUGUUGAAGAGGCUGCUCCCAAUAUUGAUGUCAACAUCGACUGUCCUUUUGACAGUACAGCAGUCUUUGAAAAAGUGAGGUUGGUUGUUUCUGUUGAUGGCAAAGCAAUAAAAAUCAUUUGGCAGAAUCCUACUCCUUAUUCGGUGAGAUUUUGCAGACCUAUCAGAGCUCGAUUUGUCCACGAAACGAAAGAUGUCACUAAAGAAGAAAUAGAAUACAUCGAAAAUCAGGCAAAAUAUCUGAUAAAGACUAAAGACACUGCAACAUCAGUGAAAAUAAGUCACAAUAUUUUGCUGACAAUGGUGGACGGAAAGAUGAGCUCGAGAUCAAAAUUGAUAUUAGAGUUAGUAGCACAAAAAAACGACGACAGUUUCCGAAAUUUCGACCAUAUUGUCAAUGAGAACAUAGAAUCUAUUAAUGAGAUCCGUAAUUAUUCUAAUGAGAAUCAAGACACGACUCAGAAUAGUGAUGACUCAGUAAAAGAUCCGGAUUACCAAGAUCCAACUCUACUGCCUGAAAAUUUGUCACUAUCUGUAUUUGAACAUUUAAAUUCAUCACCAUCUUCAUUUGUAUAUGAAAAUUUAUCACCAUCUAUAUUUGAACAAGAAAAUCUGUUAUCUGAUAUUGAACAUGCGAAUUCAACACCUCCUUUAACUAAACAUGAGAAUUCAACACCUCCUUUAUCUGAACAACAAAAUCUAAUACCGACUGAACCUGGUAUCGUUGUGAUUGAGACUCCCAUCAAGAAAGGAAAGAAAAGACUAAGACAAGAAAGUAAUUGGAAAAAGAAUGUCGCAAAAAUGUUAAGAAACAGUGGUGUCUUACCAAUCAUCUAA